CUGUCCCUGCUCCCCGGUUUCCUGUUUCCUCAGCGGCCGCUCUCCGGUUCAUCUCCCCGGGCUGUGCCCUCCCCCCACCCCCUCCCUCCUCUGCCCCUUCCCUCCUGUCCCCGCGGUCUCCCUCCUGUCAUCCUUCUAGUGUGCGGCCAUUGAUACAUUGUAUCCCCGCUGUCAUCCCGUCUCCCCCAGGAUUUCUCGCUUCUCUUCUUCAUCCUCCAUCUAUUUUCUCCGCACCGGCUGCUGGACUCGGACCCCCAGGAUUACCUUCUCGGGGUGCACACUGGCUUCCAUCACCCCCUCUGUAGACAGGUCUGCUGAACCACAACAGGAAGCCAGGAGCCUGCAAGAGACCCUCUGUGUACAGGUAUUCUGUCAAGCUCUGUGUGAUGUCAUCAAAUGUCGUCAAAGCUGCUUCUCCAUUGGCUAGCGCUGUGACAGGUGCGAUGGAGCUGUCUGUGGCGCAGUGGCUUCUCGUGGUCUGUCUGGUGGCGUUCCCCCUUCUGUACGAAUGGAGCAUCUCCUUCAAGUACUUCUGCAAGAUGGCGUUUUACAACAGCUGGAUCCUGACGCUGGCCAUCCUGGCCAUUCCUAUAUGUGCAGUGAGGGGGCGCAAUGUGGAGAACAUGAAAGUACUUCGGUUUAUGCUCCUGCAUAUUAAGUAUCUGUACGGAAUUAAGAUCGAGGUCCGCGGCUGGGAAAACUUCAACAUCAAGGAGCAAUAUGUCGUCGUGUCAAAUCACCAGAGCUCAUUGGAUCUGCUGGGGAUGAUGGAGAUCCUGCCUGGUCGCUGUGUGCCCAUUGCCAAGCGUGAGCUGAUGUAUGCCGGCACUGCCGGGCUGGCGUGCUGGCUGGCCGGCGUAAUCUUCAUCAACCGUAAAAAGACUGACGACGCCAUCAGCGUGAUGACGGAGGCGGCGGAGACCAUGCUGAAGGAGGACGUGCGUGUGUGGGUGUUCCCAGAGGGGACUCGGAAUCACAGCGGGUCACUGCUGCCGUUCAAGCGAGGCGCCUUUCAUCUAGCUGUGCAAGCGCAGGUCCCAGUAAUUCCAGUCAUCAUGUCUUCCUAUAAGGAUUUCUACAGCAAGAAAGAAAAAAAGUUUACUACAGGAAAGUGUACAGUUCAGAUCCUCCCAGGAGUGCCCACUAAGGGGCUGUGUGCCGAUGACGUCCCGGACCUCGCUGAUAAAGUCCGAGGGUUGAUGCUCGACGCAUUCACUCAGAUCUCUAAUGAACGCCCAGGAAAAGAACCUGGGGGUGGACAUUGAUCCUCUUCCACCGC
Hyla sarda is the source of this 1279-nucleotide messenger RNA. RefSeq names its product 1-acylglycerol-3-phosphate O-acyltransferase 1 (gene AGPAT1). The record is from RefSeq and is a predicted model, not a curated record. Gene Ontology annotation, cellular component: endoplasmic reticulum; membrane. Gene Ontology annotation, molecular function: 1-acylglycerol-3-phosphate O-acyltransferase activity. Gene Ontology annotation, biological process: phosphatidic acid biosynthetic process. Bases 387 to 1265 code for a protein of 292 amino acids. The transcript is spliced from 9 exons. Lineage: Eukaryota; Metazoa; Chordata; Amphibia; Anura; Hylidae.